AUGCAGGAAGCUUCACGCGUCGAUCCUUCGAUUACUGCUGUUGGCAAAUUCAUCGAAGACAACUCGCGGCCUUGCGCCAAUUUACCGGCAUCACUGCUUCCGUUUUACCGCUGUCGAGAUGAGCUUUCCUCCGUGGACGGACUACUACUACGAGGAGAUCGCAUUGUCGUUCCUCAGGCUGUGACUGACCGGCUCUUGGCAUCUGCUCAUGACACCCAUUGUGGUAUUGUCCGCACGAAGCAGAGGUUGCGAGAAUACUGCUGGUGGCCAGGCAUGGAUUCUCAGGUGGAAAAGAUGGUACGAUCAUGCUCUGUCUGCCAGGCUUGCGAUAAGUCCGCGAAGACAGCCCAACAAACUCUUCAUCCAGUACCAUUCCAUGAAGCACCGUGGUCGAAGCUGGGAUUAGACAUCGUUGGACCGUUUGAGCAGAACCCACAGCCGUAUCGCUGUGCACUUACUCUGGUGGAUUAUCACAGCAAAUGGCCUGAAGUGUCUUUCUCAUCCACCGUUACAGCGAGGACAGUAACUACGUUCUUGCAACAUCUCUUUAGCCGUGAAGGAUAUCCGUACGAAGUUGUCACAGACAACAGGCCACAAUUCAUCGCAGUCGCAUUUGAAGACUUUCUUCGCAGUUGUGGAAUACGUCAUACUCUGGUAUCGAUCUACUACCCACAAGCCAACGGCCAAGUUGAGCGUUUUAACCGCGCCCUCAAGGACAUCGUGCAAAUCGCCGCUAAUGAAAACAAGCCGCUUGGGACCACCGGGCCGGAGUAUCUGACAUGUCGACACCCCAUGCAACUACUGGAGUUUCACCGUCGGUGCUUCUACACGGCCGCAACCUAA
Messenger RNA from Ornithodoros turicata, 843 nucleotides. RefSeq lists its product as uncharacterized. Gene Ontology annotation, molecular function: nucleic acid binding. The transcript has a single exon. The coding region runs from base 1 to 843 and encodes 280 amino acids. Lineage: Eukaryota; Metazoa; Arthropoda; Arachnida; Ixodida; Argasidae. The record is from RefSeq and is a predicted model, not a curated record. Gene Ontology annotation, biological process: DNA integration.